Labeo rohita (rohu) is the source of this 1263-nucleotide messenger RNA. Its product is annotated as serine/threonine-protein kinase pim-2. NCBI's taxonomy places the organism in Eukaryota, Metazoa, Chordata, Actinopteri, Cypriniformes, Cyprinidae. The coding region runs from base 1 to 1263 and encodes 420 amino acids. The transcript has 8 exons. Gene Ontology annotation, biological process: regulation of mitotic cell cycle; negative regulation of apoptotic process; protein autophosphorylation. The record is from RefSeq and is a predicted model, not a curated record. Gene Ontology annotation, molecular function: ATP binding; protein serine/threonine kinase activity. Gene Ontology annotation, cellular component: cytoplasm.
AUGGGUCAGCGAGUUAAUAAAGUCAGUCCGAUGACAGUUGGCGAGGUGUACGAACAACAUCCCAGUACACCCCCAACACCCAGCACCAACAUGGCGGUUCAACAUCCUCAUCCUUGCGAUGAGACCCCUGUUGGUGCUGGAGGAGGUGGAGGUGGAGGUGGAGACUACAUCUUCAGCCGUUACUCCGUGGGCGAUCAGCUGGGGAAAGGUGCAUUUGGUGUGGUGUAUGAAGGGAGACGCCUGGAGGAUGAUCUUAAAGUUGUUGUUCAUCAGGUGGCUUUGAAAUACGUCCCAAAGACCGACAACAUGGAAUGCAUAGCCAUUCCCGAUCAUCCAAACCCCCUUCCGAAAGAGAUUGCCCUCACCAUCCUGGCGAAUAAAGGCCGCAGAGUGCCAGAAAUUAUUCGCCUGCUGGACUGGACGGACCACCCUGACCACUUUGUCAUAGUCCUCGAAUGUCCCUCUCCCUGUGAAAAUCUAGUAGAGUUCAUCAGGCGUCACGGUGGAAUCCUCGACGAAGAAAAAGCACGGCAGAUCAUGUGGCAGGCGGUUAACGCGGCACACAUGUGCUGCCUCCGCGGAGUGCUUCACCGUGACGUCAAACUAGAGAACCUACUGAUAAACAGGGAGACAUCCGAAGUCAAGCUGAUUGACUUCGGAUGCGGGGACAUUCUGAGGAUGUCACCGUACAGGUCUUACCAAGGCACAGCAGAGUACUCACCUCCAGAGUACUACAGAAGGGGGGAGUACUGCGGCUGGCCAGCGACUGUCUGGUCACUAGGGAUUGUGAUGUUUGUAAUGUUAUGUGGACACUUCCCUAGUGACUUUGACCUGCACCUGCUGCAGCACAAGCGCUGGUCCAAACCUGGCCUGUCUAAAGGUCGUCUCAUAAGACCAGUCCAGUUGGCAUCUCUGAUGCAGAUUUGCGUCUUGCGGGCUGCAGCGGGAGACGCUUCCAUCCCUCCUCUCGCCUUUGCGUCUUGCGGGGCGAGCAAGCCCUGCAUGCCAGAGCUCUCAGUCUUCACCACCAUGAAGACAGAGCUUCCAUUCUCUGCCACAAUGCAAGCCAACUGCUAUGGCUGCUCCACACCUGUAAUAGGCACCCCAAUGGUGUCGUUGCCUCCUCAGAGAUACACCAAUCAUUACUUUUUCAGAAGUUCAGAUGAUGAGGUUCAGCCACAGACAGAAACCAAAGCAUCUCCGAUCAAAAGCUCCCAUCUCAGCCACUCAAGUCUCCAAGCUCCCAUCACCUCCUGGUCCUAG